AUGGUUGGCAAUACCAUCGUCCGCCGCGGGGCGGCCCAGACCUGCGGCUUCGUGACGACGAUGCCCCAACGUGUCAGCCGUCGCGCGCAUUGCGACCUGCCCGAAGUACGACGAUGCUCGUGGCUCAUGACAGCACCGUCUCCAAGCCGCCGCUGCUACAGCUCCGCGUCCGGACCCUCCUCGGCGCGGCACGUCAAUCCUUGCUUGGGAGAGUCGCUUAGCCUUACCGACGGACGCACGCUCGGUUAUCAUCUUUACGGUGCCCCGGAUGGCAUUCCCGUCUUGUACAUCCACGGCGUCGCCGACAGCGGCAUCACGCUGGAGGGCAAGGAGGACCAGCUGGCCAAAGACAUGGGCAUCCGGUGGAUCGCGCCCGAUCGCCCUGGCGUGGGCAAAAGCACCCGCCAGCCCGGUCGGUCCAUCCUCAGUUACACCGACGAUAUACGCCAGCUGGCCCAGCACCUGGGCCUGAAACGGUACUACAUGUUUGGCGUCAGCGGCGGCUCGGCUUACACGCUCGCCUGCGCCAAGAUGCUGCCCCGCGAGCAGGUGCGCGGCGUGGGCGUCUGCGCGGGUGUCGCGCCGUGGCACGCCGGACGUCGCGGCCAGACGCUCAAGAUCAUGUAUCAGAUGUACAUGAUGAAGUACUGGCCGACACGGCUGCUGGGGAAAACGCGCGACGUCUACGUGCCGCUGGCGCGCGAUCCGGACCCGACGGCCAUGGCGAACCGCUUCCGCGAGGACCUGCUUCCGUACAUGGACGCGGCUCAGGCGGACGCCUACAUGGAGACGGAUCCCAUGCAGAGUGCCGUGCGCGUCUUCAGGCAGUGCUACGCCCAGGGCAUCGAGGGGCACGUCGACGACAUGCGGGUUCUGACGCGGCCGUGGGGAUUUCGCAUCGAGGACGUCGGGUAUGAGGGCGUCAAGCUGUGGUAUGGCGGCGCCGACGUCAACACGCCGCCGGGCAUGGGCUUGCACCUCGCUCGCCGAUUGCCAAAGAGCGUCUAUAAGGAGUAUCAAGGGGAGACGCAUUCGUCGCUGCUGGGCGGAGGGUGUCUGCGUGGGAAGCUGCGCGAGCUGAUUGCAGAUGCAUAA
Purpureocillium lilacinum is the source of this 1095-nucleotide messenger RNA. RefSeq lists its product as uncharacterized. The record is from RefSeq and is a predicted model, not a curated record. Lineage: Eukaryota; Fungi; Ascomycota; Sordariomycetes; Hypocreales; Ophiocordycipitaceae.